Centropristis striata (black sea bass) is the source of this 1873-nucleotide messenger RNA. It is a transcript of the gene ttc38, whose product is annotated as tetratricopeptide repeat domain 38. Gene Ontology annotation, molecular function: protein binding. Bases 67 to 1467 code for a protein of 466 amino acids. NCBI's taxonomy places the organism in Eukaryota, Metazoa, Chordata, Actinopteri, Perciformes, Serranidae. The transcript has 14 exons. The record is from RefSeq and is a predicted model, not a curated record.
UGUGUUGACACAGCUUCUUCCGUCUGAGACUGAAAAGUUUGCAGAGGUGAGAGUUGCAACUCAAAGAUGAUGGCUUCAAGUUUCAGGGACUGCAAGGCAUGGAGCGCAGAGGGUCUUCCCUUGUCCACUAGCAGUAAUGAGGCCUGCAAACAAUAUGACGCCAUCCUCACUCAGUGUAUGAAGUGGCGGAAUGAUGAAACCUUGGGAGGAUUUGAAGGAUGCAUCUCUGCUAUGAUGCAAGCCGACCCUAACUUUGUUAUGGGCCAUGUGAUCAGUACGGGGCUGGACCUGCUCUCAACCUCCAUGUCCCCCCGUGUGAACGAGCGUCUGGCCAGUGCUGUGAAGCGAACAGUGGAGCUGGGCAACAGCCAGGAGAUCUCCCCCAGAGAGAGGCUCCAUGUCAAGGCUGUGGACUUUAUUGCACGUGGAAAUUUUUUCAAGGCGGCUGAGGCAUGGGAAGACAUUCUGGUGGAUCACCCCACUGAUCUGCUGGCUCUCAAGUUUGCUCAUGAUUCUUACUUCUUCACGGGAGCCCAAGUCCCGAUGAGGGACUCUGUGGCCAGGGUGCUGCCCCACUGGAAGCCACACAUGCCGUUGUUCAGCUAUCUGAACGGACUGUACUCCUUCGGCCUCCUGGAGACUCGCCUCUAUGACCAGGCUGAGAAAGUAGCCAUGGAGGGCCUGGCUCUGGUUCCAGAUGACGCAUGGUCUGUGCACUCUGUAGCUCAUGUGUACGAGAUGAAAGCGGAGGUGGACAAAGGGUUGAAGUUCAUGGAAAGCAGAGAGAAUGACUGGCAGGUGUCUGACGUGCUGGCCAGUCAUAACUAUUGGCAUUGGGCUCUAUACUUCAUAGAGAAGGGGGAAUACGAAGCCGCUCUGCAAAUCUACGAUUCUCAGGUAUUCAGACGUUGUAAAGCCACAGGAUCCAUGUUGGACACAGUAGAUGCCAGUUCGAUGCUCUGGAGACUGGAAAUGGAGGGUGUGUGUGUGAAGGACCGUUGGCGAGAGCUGCUCCAGGUAACGCAGCCUCACACCGAUGAUCAUGUGACCUUGUUUAAUGACCUCCACUUCCUCAUGGUGUCGCUGGGAGCCAAAGAGAGCGCGACUUCUCAGCGUCUGCUGGACGGCAUCCAGGAAUUGGCUAAGGAGCCUGGGGACAAUCAGCAACACCAGCUGGGAGAGACUGUAGGUGUACCAAUGUGUCAGGCCAUGAUGGAGUACACCAAGGGCAACUACAAUCGAACCGUUGAGCUACUUCAACCUGUACGCUACAACAUGUUGGGUAUAGGAGGCAGUGAUGCUCAGAGGGACGUCUUCAAUCUGCUGCUCAUUCAUGCAGCCAUGAAGUCGGAGAAUAAGCACCAUCAGAAACUGGGAAGAUGUCUUCUGGUGGAGCGUGAUGCCAUGAGGCCCAACUCCCCGAUGACGGAUCGCCUAACGAAGAGGGCCCUGGCCCUUCACAUCUAGAUUGAUCGCACUGCAAUCAAUCUGGAUGAUACUGAUUGCAGUCCCAAUGCAAAAAAAAAAUCAAGCAACACCGUAAACUACCCAACCAAUGUUUGGCUUUUGGAGACUCCUGUACCGCCUGGCAGAAACAAGACAUCUGAAGCUCUUUAUGCAGCAAAUUUCUCAAGAUUCUGUGCUAAUAUUAAACUCAAGCUACAAAUCUGCACGAUAACUAGCCUUAAAUCACAUAUGUAAGUUGAUUAUUUUAGCUGCAGAACUGACACUUAAUCAACACAGAGCAGUGUAACUUUCUUCUUCUUUUAAAUUUUUAUUAGCAAACAUUUAAAUAUAAAUACUAUUCAGAAAUAAAAUCAUGUCAAGAUCAAUACAAAAACCCUGUUCAAAACCAAUAAAUAUGCAACUUGUA